UACAGUACACGAACGCGUUCAACCCUAAAUUAAUGAUUUUUUGUAGUAUACAAGCAGUAUGCUCAACCAGUUUACGAUAUGGAUAGUAAUGGAAAUGGUAAAAGAGGCAUGCCCAAACUUAGGGACAUCAUUAGAAGACAGAGACAAGAUUCCGAUGUAAGUCCUUCUUUGAAAAUCAGUAUUUCCUCGCGUAAUGAUGGCGCAAACAGCUUCGGUGCAUUGAAAAGGGCGAUAUUCAAAAGUUGUUUACCACUGUACAAGUUCGAAAGAUGGAUGACAACAUCAAAUUGGACCUCACUGAGAGGUUCUUGGAUUUAAAUGGAGGUGGAACAGACUCGCCUGAUCUCGACUUUAUAUACGAUGACACGGAUACAGCAGCAAACGAAAUUGCUGAACUUUAUAGUUACACAGAACAACCGGAAUUUCAGCUGAAUGUGAGAGCAUUUGAAGAUCAAAUGGAACAGUAUAACUUGCCUCCUUGUUGGCAGAAACUUGCAGCUGAAAAUCAGAAAUCUGUUGUGAUGAAAUUACUUGAUCAGUUAGAAAUUAGUAAUAAAGUGCUUCGAAUGAGAGCCGCGAGGUGUAUUUUAUAUAUUUGUCAGGGAUGUUGGGUUGAAGUUCAAUCUGAUGCUGAACAGCAAGAGUGGGCUCAUAGAAAUUCUUUACUUUUGUAUGAACUUGGCGUUUUUACAGCUUUUACUGAUUUAUUAAACAUUGAAAUCGAAAAUAGCGCAGCAGCUCAUGUUGCAAUGCGUAAAUUAGCAGUAUCAUUAGCUGAUAGUCAAGAUUUACGCGUAAUUCUUUCGGUUUUAUACACAAUAACCGAAGCAAUAAGAAAUGAGAAUCUUUCUGAUAGCACAGAACAUAAAGCAAAGGUUGAUUCAUUCACCAACGAAAUUGUAAAUACAACCGGCGAUGAUUUACUUGUAAUAAAAUUAUUGAGUAUGGUAACAAGAUUUUGCAGCGGAGCCGCCCCCCAUUUUCCAAUGAAAAAGGUUCUUUUAUUGCUGUGGAAAUUAAUUUUAGUAUCAUUAGGAGGAAUGGAAGAGUUACGAUUAAUGAAAGCGGCGAAACGCGAAAAAAUCGGACUCCCACCUUUAGACGAAGACACCAUGGAAAUAGCUAAAAAUAUGAGAGCUUCAUCUCCACCGGCGAGCGCUACAGAUUUAUUAGAAAUGCAAAAUCAAAAAAGAAAUGUUAGAAUGUUUCGAAAAGGGUUAACCAAGCAAAGUUCCUUAGACGAUCACGACCCAUUAAUGCUUGUAUUAGAAACUGGUAGUAUUGGAAUUGGGGAAGAAAUAAUGAAAGAACUCUCCGAAUGCGAAGAAAGACGACCCGUCGAUAAUACCGAUAGACAAAUGUAUGGCGAGUAUCAAAGACCCAUGACACCUCCCGUUCAACUUCCAGCAUCACGUGGUUUACCAUGGAAACCUAAAGUACGACAACGUGAUAUAGACGUAUUUUUAAAAAGUGCAAGAAUGAAAUUUAUCGGUUAUGUCCUUCAAGAUGAUCGUGACAGCUUAGCAGGAUUACCUCAACCUAUUCACGAAGGAGUACGCACAUUAAAAGAGCAUAUGUACACAUCCUUAGCUGAUUUACAAAUACAAAAAGAAGAGGAAAUAGCUAGAAAUCCAUUAUCGUGUAAAGAAGAAGAAAUUGAAAUGACUCCAACCGAAGUUUUAUAUCAAGCUAUGCUACCUAAUUUACCACAAUACAUGAUCGCCUUGUUAAAAAUUCUUCUCGCAGCCGCACCUACCUCAAAAGCUAAAACAGAUUCUAUAAAUAUUAUGUCGGAUGUUUUACCAGAUGAAAUGCCGAUGACUGUUGUUCAAUCAAUGAAACUUGGUUUAGAUGUAAAUAGACACAAAGAAAUAAUAGUAAAAGCCGUCUCAGCGAUUCUUCUUUUACUUUUAAAACACUUCAAAUUGAACCAUGUGUGUCAAUUUGAUUUUAUGUCUCAACAUUUAGUUUUCGCAAACUGUAUACCGCUAGUGCUCAAAUUUUUUAAUCAAAACGUAAUGAGUUUUGUUUCAGCGAUAAAUAUGAUUCCAAUACUCGAUUUCCCAGCAUGUGUAAUUGGUGAUCAACCUGAACUCACUGCCGAAAGUUUAGAAAUAGGUUACGCGGCGCCAUAUUCAUGGAGAAAUAUAUACUCAUGUAUUAAUUUGUUAAGAAUUUUAAAUAAAUUAACUAAAUGGAAACACUCUAGGAUAAUGAUGCUUGUUGUUUUCAAAUCCGCCCCGAUUUUAAAACGUACAUUAAAAGUACGACAUGCAAUGACGCAAUUGUACGUUUUAAAAUUGCUUAAAAUGCAAACGAAAUAUUUGGGACGACAGUGGAGAAAAUCGAAUAUGAAAACAAUUAGUGCUAUUUAUGCUAAAGUCAGGCAUCAUCUCAACGAUGAUUGGGCGUUUGGAAAUGAUUUAGAUGCUAGGCCUUGGGAUUUUCAAGGUGAGGAAUGCGCGUUGAGAGCAUCUGUAGACAGGUUUAAUAAUCGCCGAUAUACUACAAAUACAAAGGACGUUGAUUAUGAACCAGUAGAUAACUGCCUAAAUAGUGUAUUGGGUACUCAACAUGAACUCUCCGAGAGUUUUAAAAAGCACUACUAUCUUUGGUUGGAGCAAGAGGUGUAUAACGUUUCAAUUGACUGGGAUAAGCUAUUACUAAAUUGACUACUGUAAUAAUAAUAUUAAUUUAUUAUUAAUUUCAUGUAAUUCUUAUUUU
This is a messenger RNA of Onthophagus taurus, 2724 nucleotides long. The record is from RefSeq and is a predicted model, not a curated record. Lineage: Eukaryota; Metazoa; Arthropoda; Insecta; Coleoptera; Scarabaeidae.